AAAGCAGAAAGAUUCUUUGAUAUCAACGCUUGUCACGCAGCCACACAACGGGAGAGAGAGAGAGAGUCCAGACGCUCAUUUAUGGCUGCCGCAUCAGCUCGAGCGUUCAUGCUCUCCCGUAUCACUGAUCUGUCACGCAAGAAGCCUAUCCUGCAUCCUCCGCGUCCUACUUCUCCGCCUUCACCGUCGCUUUCUCCUUGCCGGUUACCGAACCGCGCCAUUUCAUCCGGCGUCAUCAGCUGUCUCAGCGGCGGCGGAGUCUCAUCCGACGAUUCCUACGUCUCCACGCGCCGGUCGAGGUUGGACCGAGGUUUUGCUGUUAUCGCCAACAUGGUGACCCGGAUCGAGCCGCUUGAUACGUCCGUCAUCUCCAAAGGCAUUUCGGAUUCGGCUAAGGAUUCGAUGAAAGAGACGAUAUCUUCUAUGCUUGGGCUCCUUCCCUCAGAUCAGUUCUCCGUCUCUGUCACCGUCUCCGAGCAGCCUCUGCAUCGCCUUCUCAUUUCUUCGAUCAUCACCGGUUAUACAUUGUGGAAUGCGGAAUACCGUGUAUCCUUGACGAGGAAUUUGGAUAUACCGGUUGAUGCAAGACAGAAGGAAGAAGAACUUCCGAAGGAACAUGCCAGAUGUGGUUCGGAGGAGGCAGUGAAUGAGAAACUAAGGAAUUGUUUUGAGGAAUUGGAAAGGAUGAGUCCACAGGUGCUUGGGGAUCUAUCACCUGACUCGUUGAAAUAUAUCCAACGAUUACAGUCUGAUUUAUGUAGCAUGAAGGAGGAAUUAGAUGCCCAAAAGAAGAAAACUCUGCAUAUAGAAAGUGGGAAGGGAAAUAAAAAUGAUUUGUUGGAGUAUCUACGCUCCUUAGAUCCUGAGAUGGUGACUGAGUUAUCUCGACCAUCAUCACCAGAGGUGGAGGAGAUCAUAAACCAACUUGUCCAAAAUGUGUUGCUGAAGAUCGUUGAAGACAAGACCAACUCAGAUUUUGUUCGAGAUGCUUUCUUAAGGACUACAGAGGGUAACCAAGAUGGUGGCAGUGGAACUUGUAGAAUAGUGGACACAUCUCGGGAUUAUCUUGCAAAGCUCCUCUUUUGGUGUAUGCUAAUGGGACAUCAUAUAAGAGGGUUGGAGAAUAGAUUGCAUCUCAGUUGUGCUGUUGGGUUGCUGUAAAUCACACCUUCUGCAAAGGAGAGGAACUCACACACACACGCACAAUGUCAAUGUAUAUUCCCCUUUGCCUGACCCUUCUCUCCCAUUUUUAAUUUUGUUUUGUCAAUUCAUAAUCUUCCUCCAGUUUUUACUUUUUUUUUUAAAUUUAUAGUUCUUCCAAUUAGAGUUGAGUUUGUAUAUACAGAUAUAUCAAGUCUGAUAGGAAGAUGACUAAGAGGAAUGAAGGUAAGUGUCGGGCAUUUCCUAUUAUAAUAGAUCAAUAAAGCCAAUAUCCUUGUUUGUGCA
Molecule: messenger RNA, 1446 nt
Organism: Tarenaya hassleriana
Lineage: Eukaryota; Viridiplantae; Streptophyta; Magnoliopsida; Brassicales; Cleomaceae
Exons: 5
Coding region: 82-1161 (359 amino acids)
Source: RefSeq, a predicted model, not a curated record